CCGGGCUAGCUCCGCAGGGCUCGUGCGGGGCGCUGCCCCGGGGUCCCGGGAGGGUGAUGGGGCGUCUCGUGCCCUUUGCCCUGUGGGGCCAGGGGUGAAAGGGCCGGGCUUGGGCGGAUCCCUGGCUCUGGUUUAGGGGGCUCAGCGGCAGCGGCUCUGCACAGCCCCAGGCUGAAAGCGGAGCUGGGGAGUUAAAACCAGUGAAAAACCCACGAGUUGGCAACAGUGGGGUGGCCUUGGGCAUUAGGCACUGGCCUGGGACUCAGGAGAUCUGGAUUCAGCUACUGGCUCUGACGUGAACCCCCUGUGUGAUUGGGGUGUAAAAGUUUUCCUCUCACUUUAAAGACAUGGACAGUUUUGUUGAACAACUGAAAAGGGGGACAGAGGAAGAGUUUACAGAAGAGUCUGCGUGGGAUGGGUCUGUGGUAAACACCACAAGCAGUUCACUUCCAACUGUCUAUUUACCUUUACUCCCACGGUACCUUUGGCAUCCAACAACCAGAGGUCGAAAGGCAACAGAAUUUCAGGAGACUAAGAAAGCUUGUUUAAAUUACAUUCAGGAUGCCCUGCUACAACACCAGUGGCAGAGGGCUGCAGAAUUCAUGACUAACUAUUUGGAGACAUUAGAGAGUACUUCUGCUGAAAAACGGAUGGCUGCCCCAGAGGUGAUUUGGAGAAUAGGAACUGAAAUUUUGUGCCAUCAUCCCAAGAGCAGCAUUGAAGAGUUCAACUAUUUUGCUGAGCGGAUGAAAAAUCUAGGAGUAAAAAGGUAUUUAAAGGUCUGUUUAGAGCAUGUCUUUCACCUCCUGUGUAAUGGACUGAUAGAUGAUGCAUACCAAAACCUGUCCCUGGCAGAAGGCUGGAGGUAUGGAGAACAAACAGUUGCUCAGGAUAAAGAAUUGAAACUCAUUCAAGCUUACAAGGGACUGCUGGACUACUAUAACUGGGCCAAAAAAAGAAAAGCCAUGUUAGAGCUUGAUGGUAAUUUUGCAGACUCUGUUGAACAGGAAAUGCACAGUUUCUUUCGGCAGGCAGCAGUGAAUCUCAAGGAGAUAAUUAAAAUACCUGGAGUUUGGGACCCUUUUGUGAAGUGCUAUGUGGACCUAUUGGAAUUCUAUGAGGAUUAUGAUGAAGUCCGGCAAGUGUUAAGCGAGUAUGCUUACAAUUCGAAGUUUCCUCCCAAUCCCAAUGCUCAUGUUUAUUACUAUCAGUUCCUAAAGAGACAGGGUGAAUCAAAGAAGACACUGAAGUCUGUGCUCAAGAUUUUGCACGAGAUUGUUCCCUCUCAUGAAUUAAUGUUAGAAUAUAAUGCCAUGCUUCAAAAAUCAAAAAAAAGAAAAAACCAUAGACUGGGGCUGGAGAUUAUUUUCACACUCCUGGAUUUUGCUGGGUGGAAGGAGCAUGUAAAAGCUUGGAGCUGUUUAGCAAAACAGAUUAAACAGAUCCUGGAGCACUCUAGCAAGCAUCUUGACUGGGUCACGGAGGAGUGGAACUCCAGAAAGGACUGGUGGCCAGCCUUCCACUUUAGCCACUACUUGGCGAAAAGAAAUUGGCAGGAAAAUGAAAGUCUUGCUUGUGAAAAAGCAUUGGUGGCUGGAAUCUUGUUGGGAAAAGAUUGCAAAUAUUUUAAAUAUGUUUCACACCAAGGCUGCAAAGCCAAGAAGGAAAAGUUUCGGACAAUGAAGAAAUUUGUGAAGAAACACAGCUCUACCCAUUUGAGAGCAUCUGGUGUUUUGGAUUCCUGCACGCACCUUUGAUGUUUACAAGAUGCCUUUUAAGGGCCUGGCUGUCGAAGGGGAGGUCCUGCAUCAAUUGCUGAGCCUCCAUUUACAGACCCAAGAGGAGCAGCCAGGACGCCCUUCGCAUGGAGAUGGCCGAGGCCAUGGGGCGAGCCGCGGAGUCUGCUGCAUCCAAGGCUGCUUGGAGGGUUGUGCUCACUGCAGCCAUGCCCUCUUCAAGGAUCACCCGGAAUUCCUUCUUGGACCCUUCAGGCAGCGAGACCUCGAAUUUGGCCAUAGACUGCCAAGUAUUGUAGUCAUAGUGGCCAAGGAGGGCUUUGGUGGUUGGCCACUGUCAAAUGAAGGCUGGAAGACUAAUACAUUUUUUGCCCAAACAGA
This is a messenger RNA of Malaclemys terrapin pileata, 2117 nucleotides long. RefSeq names its product TATA-box binding protein associated factor, RNA polymerase I subunit A (gene TAF1A). Gene Ontology annotation, biological process: transcription by RNA polymerase I. The coding region runs from base 348 to 1757 and encodes 469 amino acids. NCBI's taxonomy places the organism in Eukaryota, Metazoa, Chordata, Testudines, Emydidae. Gene Ontology annotation, cellular component: RNA polymerase I transcription regulator complex. The record is from RefSeq and is a predicted model, not a curated record. The transcript is spliced from 12 exons.